UUUCACGCCGGGACUGGACCAAGAGGUGGAGUCUUUGGGCUUUGAGCUCCAACUCACCCCAUGCCAAUCCCCCUCUCCACACUUUCUGCCUCCUUUCUCACACCAUACUCGGACGGGACACACAGGCGCGCAAUGGAGUCGGAAGGCAGUCAGAGUAACCUGUCCUCACCGGACUCACCGCACGAUCCCUGCAAAAUGUUCAUCGGUGGUCUGAGUUGGCAAACGACUCAAGAGGGUUUGAAAGACUACUUCUGUAAGUUCGGUGAGGUGAAGGAGAGCAUGGUGAUGAGGGAUCCAGUUACAAAGCGCUCGAGGGGCUUCGGAUUUGUCACGUUCAUGGACCAAGCCGGCGUAGACAAAGUUUUGGCCCAGACCCGACACGAGCUGGACUCAAAGACUAUUGACCCGAAAGUCGCCUUCCCGCGACGAGCCCAGCCUAAGUUGGUGACACGGACAAAGAAAAUAUUUGUUGGCGGCCUGUCAGUGAACACCACUAUUGAAGAUGUAAAGCAGUACUUUGACCAGUUCGGAAAGGUGGAUGAUGCAAUGCUUAUGUUUGACAAAACAACCAAUAGGCACAGAGGGUUUGGAUUUGUGACGUUCGAGAACGAAGAUGUAGUGGAGAAAGUUUGUGAGAUCCAUUUCCACGAGAUCAACAACAAGAUGGUGGAGUGUAAGAAAGCUCAGCCCAAGGAAGUGAUGUCACCCACAGGCUCUUCAAGGGGUCGUGCACGUGUGAUGCCAUAUGGAAUGGAUGCUUUCAUGCUUGGGAUUGGAAUGCUGGGGUACCCAGGGUUCCAGGCCGCUACAUAUGCCAGUCGCAGCUAUGCUAGUCUUACACCAGGAUACACAUAUCAGUUCCCUGAAUUCCACUUAGAGAGGACCCCCCUUCUGACAUCACCCCACCCCCCUGAGCUCACAGCCAUUCCUCUUACAGCGUACAACCCCAUGGCAGCGGCCGCCGCGGCAGCAGCCGUGGUCAGAGGCUCCACUCCUUCCCGCACAGCUGGGUUUCUGGGUACCAGCAGUCCCGGGCCGAUGGCAGACCUGUAUGGAACGACCAGUCAGGAGUCAGCAGUCAGUAGUUACAUCAGCGCUGCCAGUCCUGCACCCAGCACUGGAUUCAGUCACAGCCUUGGGGGUCCUCUGAUAGCUACAGCAUUCACUAAUGGCUACCACUGAAAUGUAUGAGUGACAGCUACAAUAAUGAUUAUUGUUCUUAUGUCUUCCCCAAAUCUUAAGGACGGUUUUUAAAGCGUGUGGCGAUUGGUCUCAAUCAGAUUUAAUGGAUGAUGUCUUUUAAUGUUCAUAUUUUUAAAUGUUUGUUUUUAAUUGAGCCAGGCACAUAGUGAUGUGAUGGCGGCUGCAACACUGUUAAUGUCAUGUGACAUAUUUCCUGUUUUAUGAAUUACUAUCAUAUGUGGAUCUAAACUAACUCCCUGUUCCUCUUAUAUAGAGCUAAACCUGUAAAUAAUUUCUUAAGUGUUCGGUUUAACAAGAUAACAUCUUAGUGUACUUUUCUUCUUUCUGAAUAUUUUGUUUCUCUCCGGUGUUUGUCUGUUUUGGUCAUGAUGACACUAUACACAUGUUGUAGGGAAUUGUAGAAAAACUCGUUCGGUCUUACAAGAGCAAUAAUCUGUGACAUAUCUUUGUAGUGUAUUUAAAAGACUAAAUCAUUAGGUACAAUUUUUACAGAAGAAUAUAGUAUGAUGGGAUAUCAAAAUGUAUAUUUUGUUAGUUUGUUUGCAACUGGAUUCAUUACAUUGAUCAUGAAAUUAGCGAUAACUUAGUUUCAGUCUCGUUUGUGUAAAAUAUUGUACAUAAUGUCUUUUUGAGAUCUGUGGGAUCGGUCAAUGUGAUGAGUUUUUUACACUCAAGAACACAGACACGUGAUAUACUCUUUGUGUCUAAAAAAUGAUGUUUUUUCAUGAAAUUACAAACUUGAACUUGUUUUGUUUUUGUUCGGUGUAUUUUUCUUGACAGAAUGCAAAGUUAACAAUGAUGUUACUGAGUAAGUGAGAAAUGUGAAUGUUUUUAUCUUCAGUAAGAUGAUUUAAAAUGUGAAUUGUAACCCCUCUUCCCCUAAAGGUCAGACAUUUACAUUUUUACCAAAUUUAUAUUCAAGUUAACACAAAGUCAGGUAAUGAUUUGAUUAUGCUUCAAUUAACUGAAGAUUCACAACAGGUAAAUAUGACAACACUAAUAUUACAACAUGUUUUAUGAAGUAAUCAGGAUGGAUGUUAAAAUUGAAAGUAUUAAUGUUUCUUAUUUGAAGCCUGACCCUUUCUGAAAUAUUAAAUAAACAAAAAUUGAAAUAAAUUAUUUCAAAUAUCA
Molecule: messenger RNA, 2334 nt
Organism: Misgurnus anguillicaudatus (oriental weatherfish)
Lineage: Eukaryota; Metazoa; Chordata; Actinopteri; Cypriniformes; Cobitidae
Gene: msi1b
Product: musashi RNA binding protein 1b
Biological process (GO): central nervous system development; regulation of translation
Cellular component (GO): cytoplasm
Molecular function (GO): mRNA binding
Source: RefSeq, a predicted model, not a curated record